AUGACCAACAAUAUUUUACAAGAAUGGGUUCAUCGAGUCGAAUCAUCACUGGAAUAUACUCCUGACCAAGAUACGCUGAUAGACGUGGUACAAGAGCUCUUGGCUUACCAUAAUGAACUUGAUUUAACAGCUAAAGUCGCUGCAGUGAAGAACAUCGGUUUCUUUAUGCUUGACACAAGAAUUGACAAAAAAAUAAGAACAAAAUGUGCUGAGAUGCUUGAGGAUGUGAUAGAAAAUGAAGUAGAAAUGGCAUUAAUUCAGGAACUGUUGAGGCUGUUGCCCAAGAUUCGUGAUGACAAGCUUACGAAGGGUGGACGUCGGAAUACUAAGGAGAAUCUGAGUUUAAAGCCAAAGAUGGGAUAUUCCGCUCGCGACGAAGACGAGAGACAGGCAUGGAUCCAAAACGGUGGGAAACGUAGUGUUUCGUUGUUUUACGUUGUUUUGAGAAAUUUGGCGCAUUCCGAUAUUUCCGCUAAUCUGUGGUGGAUUACUCCCGGUAUUUUGAAUGUUAUCGACGACACAACAGAUUUAGUCAAUGUACGAUUGCAGGGAGUGACUCUCUUGCAUACGUUUUUGACGUGCACUAUUGAUAUGCACUGUCCGUCCAGGUUUGAUUUCUCAAAAACUGGCGUAUUUGAGUUGUUUGAGAGUUCCUUGACAGGUAUGUGCUACAAAUUUCCUGGAGCCGACAGUGCUGAAGUUAUUUGUGAAGUUUGGAACAAUGUGUUGCCAACUCUAAUCGAGCUGUAUCGCAUUCAAUUUUGGGACAGCGAACAAAAGUACCAAAAUCAUCUUGACAAACUAUUAUCAGAUUUACUAUUGCAGUCUAUGAUACCGCGGGUGUCGUCUGAUUACGCACAGCUAAGCAUCAUAGGUUUGAAUUACGUUAGACAAAUUUUGAGAACCUUGGGUCCAGCUUCAACGCUACACAUUCAAAGGAUAAUUUACACACUGGGUGAGUAUUUUGUUCGAAAUCCGUUCAUUACGUUGUUCCCACCUCUCAUGCACGAAACUCUGCAGACAUUACAAACAGCGGUCGAAGUUUGUCCCAAUUCCAGAGUUUCUGCACACAAAUACGAUCUGCUUGCUGUUAUCGUUAUCUUAUUUGAAAAAUGUCGCGCAGAGGGUUCACUUGACGACGACAUUACGUUGAGAUUGCGAAAUUUCGUAAAACUUUUGAUAUCGUGCGGGUGCAGUUGGUCAUCCGCGGAGUUGUCGCUGCUGCAAGAUCGAAAACUCGAUGUCCUGGCAUUAGCAUAA
Lachancea mirantina is the source of this 1260-nucleotide messenger RNA. NCBI's taxonomy places the organism in Eukaryota, Fungi, Ascomycota, Saccharomycetes, Saccharomycetales, Saccharomycetaceae. The record is from the annotation of a GenBank genome assembly.